Drosophila sechellia is the source of this 3037-nucleotide messenger RNA. RefSeq names its product kelch-like protein 26. Bases 1575 to 2927 code for a protein of 450 amino acids. The record is from RefSeq and is a predicted model, not a curated record. Lineage: Eukaryota; Metazoa; Arthropoda; Insecta; Diptera; Drosophilidae. The transcript has a single exon. Gene Ontology annotation, molecular function: protein binding.
GCACCAAGCGGGGUACCCAUUAACCCUUUCCAGUACACGGUGGACACAUACAUGCGUGUGUGUAUAUCGAGGUACACCCACGCAUGCAGUCCUGCGGCAUUUGCGAAAAACCUUUGACCCUGCUCAGUGUCACGCAAGGGAAAAAUCAAUCAGCCAAUGCCUGCAAAACUUUGCGAAGACGAGCCAACUCUGCACUUUCCCCGCCUGUGACGUCAAUGGGUGGCUGAUUGGCCGCUGCUGCGUCAUCUGAUCAAAUUUAACUACUAUCAUCUGGGCCUUUUGCCAUAACUUAUUUCUGCCAUAGGUUCCACUGCGGAAGUUUCCACAUCCCAUGUCCAUUGUCCGAAACUAACCUUUCACAAGAUCUGACUUCGCAUAAGCAAUCGCUACACUUGGAGAAAUGUAAAGCAUUGUCGAAUUUUUAUAAGUUUCAUAAAGUUUAGUUUUAUAGACUAAAAAAUAAUACAUAGAAAUUCAUAGAAAUGUGCACAGUGCAGUAUUUUCAGUCUUGUUAUCAAUGUUUUAGGUAACCCAGAAACCUUUGACGUCUCUUCUGAAAAUGAAAGAGAGUACUCUGCCCUUAAGAGAGUGCGAAACUGCGACCAAUAAAAAAUUUGAGUCGUUGAGCAAAAACCCUUGGUUAAUAGUAUUUGUCUCACUUCGCUAUCCGUGUGUAUUUUACACUGGUCCGCUACUUUCUUUAUGAAUUGAUCAGGUCACGUUUUCCAGUAGAAAACUCCGUCACAUGGGUUGAUUACGGUGCGGACCGCAGUGGAGUUAUCUUCCCUAAUCUGUCCAAUCUCAAGGGUUUCUUUGUUUACAUUUUGUAGAUAUGCAUAGCGUUAGAGGCUUGAAAAACAAAGCAAUCCGCAAAUCGAAGGUUGCUCGGUUGGUUGACUCAUCCCCAGAGUGACAAUUGUUGAUAUACUGCGGCGCACUGCAGAUUAAAUUUCAUGAUGGAUUUCUGAUGAAUAAUUAAACUAAAGAUGGCAAGUUGCCGCAUCUAGGGUCGUUGCAAGGCCUUCAACCUGAGAUACUUAGAUACCGAAUCGGAUAUCCAACGGCAGCCAUCUGAGCAAAUAGCAACCAGAAACAUGAGCGUUGAAGUUAUUUUUAAUAACUACACGUACUCGACAAGUGAUGCGAAAAUAUUUACUCUUGUGGUGGUUUACUCUUGCUUUUUGGUAAGAAAGAUAUAUUCUUCUGGAACAACAAUCUGAAGUGAGCUGCCAUAAAUCUGAGAAUUGUUAAUUCAGCUGUCAUCUAUCAGCACACAGGUUGCAAAUCAAAUCAGGCGAAGCUUUCUUAUCAUCUUUUUUGCGAGCUUAUCUUCAUGAGCGAACCCCAUACACCUGCUAACGCACUCGAAAUACUUUUAAAUGUUGAGCUAUCAUUGAAGUCCCCCUCGUGAUCCUUGGGAAUCUUUGCUUCGUUUGUGACGUUUCACAGCUUAUUCACAUUUUUAUAAAUAUUGUUCUGCUCACACAAAAGUCUACAUUCCCCACAACUUCCAAUGAAAUUCCAUCCGGAGGAAGCUGUCCAACUGGUGAAGGCAUUUGCGAGAUUCGAAUGCAAUGCCCCACGCAGAAUACACAUUUCCGGAAGGCAGUUCUUGUCCUAUUGACAUUGGUUCCUCAGAGAAAUUCAACCUGCGCAGCUAUGCUCUUAAGGCGACUAAGGAUGUCGAAUCGGGGGAGGAGCAAGAAGAGAUACAGGAGAUGAAUGAUGAGCUAAAGGAUUUGUUCAUCAAUACAACUGCCAUCAAUUGCUCGUCCCUCUCUGAGCUAAAUAUCCAGACUGACGCUUUCAACGCCCUUAAAGAGCGUACACUAUUCUCAUUGGGCUACUCGACAGCUGGGCUUUUAAAGAAAUCGAAAAUUAGUAAGACUCUAAAAGGGAAGCUCAAUUUAUACCAAGAGGUUGUGAGCCUUGUAAAGCAACGUAAAAAGACCAAUUCUGAGAUCACCAUAGGAAAGACGAGGCAUCCCGUGCAUCUGAUGGUCUUACAGAGUUUUUCGCGAAUGUUUCGCGAUAUGGGCAAUGAUCUGAGCGUGGACCUGCCCGAAAUGAUGAUUACGCCACGCUCCUUUGGCCUAAUAUACGAAUGGAUGAUCGAGGACACGCCAAUCCUGCCUCGACUCGGUCUUCUGGAGGUUUUCCACGCUGCAAAUUUUCUGGAGAUUCCACAGUUGGUCAGGCAGUGCAAGUAUUGCCUCGAUCAUGGAUUCACUGAGGACUCCGCUGCGAUGCUGUACUUUGAGGCGAAAAUACUGAAACUUGAGGUCAUCCAUUUGCAAUAUCUUCAGCGCGUCUCAAAGUUUUUUCUCACGCUGGUGGCAUCGAAAGAGUUUUUGAGACUGCCACUUAAAUCAAUGCUAUUGCUGAUCCAAUCGGAUCUGAUAGGCGUGAAUACGGAGAUGGAGGUCUUCAUGGCAGCCGCUCGGUGGCUAAGCCACCACUGGCCUCAAAGACAGGAAAACGUAACGGAUGUUGUAUCCAGCAUACGUUUUGGACUAAUCCCGCCGUGGUUGCUCAUCCGUUUGCAGAAACCGGAUGUCACAUCUGUGGGGGUGGGGAGAAUCGUAGCGCAGCCAAUUGUGCGCCAAGCCAUUCAUGAAGGCAUCGCGUACACGACCACGCGGAUGUUUUAUGGAAAAGAUCGAGAGGCCUUUAAGCAGUAUUUGCAUAAGACUUGCGUAAAGCCACCCGUGCAACGCACCUGGAUAUACGACCGGAAAUGUCCCUAUCAUCAUCGAAUGCAAUGCAUUAACACGCUGGACUUAACCUACGACGCGUUCCUUGAAUAUCUUAAUUACACGCAACGCCAGCACCGGGAUUAUUGGAAAUCUUUGGAACCAGUAGAUGCCAGCAAUGUUUGCUUCAGUUGCCAGGCAAAGAAGUCUGAUUUAACUAAGCCCAACCGUUAAGUCUCCACGUUGGUUGUAGAACUUGUAAAAUAUAUAUUUCUACUUAUAUAUGUAUGACUCCCUGUGCAAUUAAACAAUUUCAUUAUUUUAGUAAGUAAAACCGCCUACCU